Messenger RNA from Chara braunii, 3096 nucleotides. Lineage: Eukaryota; Viridiplantae; Streptophyta; Charophyceae; Charales; Characeae. The record is from the annotation of a GenBank genome assembly.
ACACACACACACACACACACACACACACACACACACACACACACACACAUUCCGCUAAGGCAACGUGUCGACACCCUGACGGCUCGAUGGUCAUUCUGCAAAAUCUGAGUCGUUGAUACGAUUGCAGGUAACGUACGGGACAGGGAUACAAACGGAAAGGAGAAGCGGCAAGAACACUGGAAACAGCAGGAGGGGCCGUGGGAUUAUAAGAAGAGGGGAUGACGAACAGUCUUUGGAGGCAGUCCGGUCGAGCUUGCAGGGCGUUCAUGAUGAACACCGGCUCUCUGCUAGCCUAUGGUGUGGUGUUGUUUGCCAUGCUAUGUCUGCCCUUCCUGCUCCCAGAGGUCCGGCUGGCUGCUGGCCAGGACGCUCCGCCGACUGGUCUGCAACGCAGGGAAUGCCCAAAAGCUUUCCUUAGCGACAAAGCCACGUGCAGCAAGGGCGGCUGCACACGUGCAAGAGGUAUCUUCGCUGGAAGGUUCAGUGGGCAAUUCAAGACGCUAACGUCACCGAACAAGCAAGCGUCCGCYUGUUGUUUAUCGUGUGCAGAGGACCCGGAUUGCUCAUUCUGGACGUGGACCAAUCGGACAGGGGCUCGACCCCGCACCACGUGUCUUCUGUACACUAGUCCGUUCCUAUGUGACACGCCCGUAAGAAACUGGAUUCCGUGGGAGGGUGCYAUUAGCGGCGGAGAUUGCAGCGCGUCCGGGACUGACGACCCACAUUUCGUCGGGGCCGAGGGUACGCRUUUCGACUUCUCUGGCACUCCCGGAGGAAACUUCUGCUUGAUUGCCGACAAGAGGCUGCAUAUCAACAUGCAGUUGAGUGGAUACUACGACUCAAGGGAGUUUCCGAUCCCUUUCGCUGAAGGUGCCAUGAAGCUUCCCGGAAGUAUCGUUGAGGACGAUCACAAGAACGAAGAAGUCGGUGAAGACAACGACGAUCACGAGGAGAGUGAUGGCGGCGUAAGCAUUGACGACAACAACGACGACCUCAGCGACAACUUAAAUGGCAUCGAAAGCAGAACGAGGAGUUGGGGGACCAGGAGAACGAGAGGGAGCGUCCUGAACGAAUAUGAUGACAGUGCCAAUGUGGUCGAUGAGAAGGCUGGUAGUGGUAGUCGUAGCAGUCGCAGUAGUAGUGGCAGGACGAGGCGGAGGCGGAGGGAGAGGAAGGCUGUCAUUCGGACAUGGAUACGAGCACUGGGCGUGAGAUUCGACGCCCAUAGCAUCGUGAUGCAAGCUCGAAGCGAUGGCAAUCCGGCUAGAUUGGAUGGGUACAUGGAGAAGAUCAUGGUGGACGGACAGGACGUGAAGUUGCAGCCCGGUGAGUCGAUGAGCUUCGCAGAUGGAUUGAUAGAAAUAUCUCAUAAGCCAGUAACGCAUUUCGACGGAUUCGAGCAGGACAAUUUCGACCUCAAGAUCGCCGAUAUGCUCUAUCUGAAGAUGCGACUCAGAGCCGCCGGCAGGCAAUGGCAAACUGCAAAGGACGCGGAAUCGCACAUCAACAUCGACGUUCGGUACUUGCGACACACGCCGAGAGUGCACGGAGUACUUGGGCAGACCUACAGACCGCUGAGAAAGACGGAGAAGACUGGAUGGCUCCAGGAGGGAAARGAAGGGGAGCCAGAGAAGCAACAUGAGCAGGAGGAGGAGGGGAGGAGGAGGAGUUACAAGAUGAUUAUUGGUUACCAGGGAAAGGCACAGGUCGAGGGUGCCAAUGGCGAUGGUUUCCUGGAUGGAGAGAUGGAGGACUACAGAACAACGGGGAUUCUAGCCACGGACUGCAAAUUUGCAGUUUUCCAGGGCCCGGAAGGAACCCUGUCCCUCUCAUAGGAAACCUCAGUGGUGUCUCUGGUCUGCGAAGCCACAGCAUUGCCCGCGGGUGACACACACGGGCAAUGGCGAAGACUGUGCCCUUGGCGGAAUGGCGAUUAGAUCUACGAAACCAGCCAUGACAUCCGAAAGCUCGAGUACCUGCAGUUCUAUUUGGAGUGAUGUCCACCUCUGUAUCGCCGUGGUCUCCAUCGUCUUCAUUAUCCCCCCUUGUCAGUGUGUUCAUGUCUUUGUCUAGCUGUCUGAAAAGAUCGACUCAUCGUGAGACUUUGGCGAGGCCAUCUAGCUUCACCAAAUUCAUCAGGGAUGGUGUAACAUGGUAUCCACACUUACUGUGGCAGAGCUUGAACGAUGAUUGCACCUCGUCCUGAGUGCAGGGCCCUUAUCUUUUGUUGAUGGCUUCAAUGUUUGGUUAGGGCCCUUUUGGGUUGUCGGGCCAUAAGUCACAGUGUGCUCUUUGCCUUUCUCUUUUUUUGAUGGCGUCAAUGUUGGUUAGGACCCUUAGGACUUGCCUUGAGUGGGUACCGUUUUGCAUUCGGAGGUGGUAUCGUCGUAUUUCAGUCGCCCUUGGGGGACAUCUUCUUGCCCCUUUGAUUUUGGUACCACUUUGGUUAUCAACUUAUCAUGGCCUUAGAAUUUGCAAGGCUAUGCUGCCUGUUUGACAGUUGCACAGAUCCUUUGUAUAUUAGUCUUCUUUGCUUAUCAUAGGUAGCUGCACAGGUCCUUUGCUGAUGCUAACACUUGGCUUAUCAUAGGCUUAUCUUAGCUUAUCAUAGCCUUAUCAUAGGCUUACAGCGCUAUGGUCCGGGCCCGUGCCAUGCUGCGGUUUGUAGGAUAAGGGAGGAGCGGAGUGGGGAAGAAUGGCAUAGUAACCACAAGUAGUACCGGUGUGAGAAGGAGCUCAGAAAGCUGAAGGGCCGGGGGUUGGGGUCUCUGUUGUCCUGUCUUCCUUUUCUUGAUUAUGUGUCAUCCUUGCAAUGCAGCGGCUCCUCGUUUCUGUAUUGUAACAGUUCCAAAUUUCCACUAACGUCCCAAAAAAGGRCCUCCGAUUUUCGUUGGACCUAUAUAUCGUCACAGUGGAGAGUCUCACAGACCCAUCAAACCUAGCUGCUCAGAAGAACAAUCUUUUGGUAAGAUUUUUGGUACUGGACCAUGGAGUUGUCCUUCUGUUUGAGGGACCAUGUAUGCUCUGGAAGGAAGAGGUUGUUGUCAGAUGUGCAUGCCUGUGCUUCUUACUAUGUUACCGCGCGUUCGUUGAACG